Messenger RNA from Artibeus jamaicensis (Jamaican fruit-eating bat), 1988 nucleotides. Its product is annotated as zinc finger protein 134-like. Gene Ontology annotation, molecular function: DNA-binding transcription repressor activity, RNA polymerase II-specific. Lineage: Eukaryota; Metazoa; Chordata; Mammalia; Chiroptera; Phyllostomidae. Gene Ontology annotation, biological process: negative regulation of transcription by RNA polymerase II. The record is from RefSeq and is a predicted model, not a curated record. The coding region runs from base 238 to 1437 and encodes 399 amino acids. The transcript has a single exon.
GCUCUAGGAUGGCACGGUCAGUAAGCUGCAGUUCGAUUGACGAAAGCGGGGAGAGACCCCGUUGUCGCUAGGAAGAGGCUCUGCAGUGGCAGCGACCGCGGAGACUCAGAAUCCUCAUGGCUCUGAGCUGUCUAGGCCGCGAUGGCGGCGGCUGCGGGGGAUGGGCCCUGCCUAGAUCAUCUGUGGUUGCUGAAUAGUAGCCAGGGAAAGAACUCUUGAGUACCCAACUGAGAGGUCAUGAAUCUAGCCACAGCAGAGGGGGCUUGGAUGGGCCCUGGUUGUUGGCUUGGAGUGAAGGAUGAAGAGGCAGCAUCUGAGCAGAGCAAGUCUGGGGAAGUGUCACAUCUUCAUAAUACUUCCGAGGCAGGUUCAUCAGUCCAGAUGGCUCAUCCUUGUAAUAUAUGUGGCCCUAUCUUGAAAGAUGUUUUGUGCCUGCAUGAACACCAGGAAACACACCAUGGACUGAAACCUUACACAUGUGAGGCAUGCGGGAGACGGUUCUCAUUUGGUACAAACUUCCUUCAGCACCAGAAGCAGUACAAUGUAGAGAGAUCCUUAAGGAGAGACAAAGGCAAGACCUCAUUCUUGAAGAACUGCAGAGUUUGUGAAGAACCUCAUCUGUCAGAGAAAUCAUAUACAUGUGAGGAAGAACAGAAAAACUUCCAGGCCUGUUUGGGCAGUCACCAGCAAAAGGCAACCCGAAGCAAGAGGAAGACAAGUGGCAAUGAGGGUGGGGAGGCCUUUCACAUUGGACAGAUGCCUUACAGCUGCAGCGAAUGUGGGAAAGCCUUCAGCCGCAAAGACACACUUGUUCAGCACCAGAGAAUCCACACUGGAGAGAGGCCUUAUGAGUGUAGCGAGUGUGGGAAAUCCUUUAGCCGCAAAGACAACCUUACACAGCACAAAAGAAUUCACACUGGAGAAAUGCCUUAUAAGUGUGGUGAAUGUGGAAAAUAUUUUAGCCAUCAUUCCAAUCUGAUUGUGCACCAGAGAGUUCACAAUGGAGCAAGGCCUUAUAAGUGCAAUGAUUGUGGGAAAGUCUUCAGACACAAAUCUACACUUGUUCAGCAUGAGAGCAUCCAUACUGGAGAAAACCCAUAUGUUUGCAGUGAUUGUGGAAAAUUCUUUGGCCACAAGUACACCCUCAUUAAACACCAGAGAAUUCACACUGAGAUAAGGCCUUUUGAGUGCAUUGAAUGUGGGAACUUUUUUAGUCGAAGCUCUGACUUUAUUGCACACCAGAGAGUGCACACUGGUGAAAGGCCUUUUGUGUGCAGCAAAUGUGGGAAAGAUUUCAUAAGAACCUCCCAUCUUGUUCGGCACCAAAAAGUUCAUACUGGAGAAAGGCCAUACGAGUGCAAUGAAUGUGGGAAAUCUUAUAGCUUAAGCUCCCACCUCAUUCGGCACCAGAAAGUUCACACUGCAGGAAGGCUUUAGGAAUUCUGUCAACAGAACAGCACUCAUUUGGAAAGGGGCUCUGAUUUCUCUUUGAGAGGAAGACUUUAGUCAGAUGUUGACCUUCAUAUAUCUGAACAUUAACACUGGGGAGAUACUAUAUAACUGAUGGGUACAAGGAAAGUUUUCAGAGGCUAUAUUGCACUUUCAGACCUGCUCAGGCUCCUUGCCAGAUUUCUGAGUGUCCGUGUCUGGUGGGAAACGUUUCAGCUCUAUCAACUAAGUUGUCCUGAUAUCCUCAGAGAAGGCAGAACUUUGUUACUGUCUCCAAUCUCUGGGGGAAUUAGAAUAAACCUGAGUUAAGUGAGGGAGGGGACUCAUUUUCUCCUUGCUGACUGGGAAAGGUGUGGACAUGACCUGUGUUUAUCGAAGAGGACCUGAGAUGUGUUCUGGUAGCAUGAAAGGUUUAUUUCCCUCAUGGACAUUGUUUGUCUCGUGAUAGUGUUGAUGGAUUUUUCCAGACUUCCAAGCUACUCAGCCUGAAGAACUACUUGCCUCAUGUUACUCUGAUUUGUGUGUUAAUAAAGACAUUA